AUGAACUCAACUACCAAAGUCGAGGAGCUUCUCUACUUUCUCGCUGGAUAUUCGGAGUAACUUUUUGUUUUCUCUGCAUUUCGUCCGUUGCGCUGAAUUCUCUGGUCUGGAGACUUCUCAAAUCUCAGCAGAUCUGUCCUCACGAAAGCUUCCAGAGGCAGCUUUUCUCUGCUCUAUUCGCUGCUUUGGUAUUUUUGUUUCAAAAUAGAGACGAAAACAAAAAGCGUUAAGGCUCAAUGUCUUCUUCUUCUUGUGAGCUUUGCCCCAAUCACACUCAUCAAUUUAACUUAUCCCGAUUGGUUUAACAUGUUGACAGGUUUUCUUGUUCAUGAAGGAAAAUAAAUAAAAGUAAUGCGUUUAGCCACAACUACAAUAUCACUGGACUUCGGGACAAUUCUUGUUGUUUCCUGCCUUUCAAUUGACAGAUUCGUUCUUUUCAUUUUUCCAGAGGUUAUAAACUAUGCGAACGGAUUCGAGAUAAACAUUUCAAGGCCUAUAAUAGAGCCACGACGACCAAAUGGCGAUUUUUAUGGCAGUUGAUCCCGUGGAUCUGCUCUGCAGUUCUCAUAGCCACCAUUUUUGUCACUGGAUGCGCCAUCAGGUUUUCCAAACAAAUUCAGCAACGGAUUUAUGACUGUCGGUCUGUUUCCACUCACUCAUUUUCGUUGAACCUUUGUCUCCAGAAACUGCGAUUUGCACUUGGAUCUUCUUUCGUGUGUUCAUUUCUCGGUCUGCACAUACUCCGCCCUUCUCUACAUCGUCAUCUACAUCGCCAUCGCCUUCAAAUACGUCAGAAAGGAAGACAUCGCUCAAGGUCUGACAUACGCAUUGAAAAAAUGGCUUUGUUUCAGCUGUCGUCAACUCGGAGACGCCAGAAAAUGUCGCAUGGAGAGAAAUGAAAUGGGUGACCUGAAACUGGGAAAAAUCAUCUAUUUUUUGUUCAGACGAUGCAGUUCAGUGGAGUGCUUCUUCUACAAUGGCUGCUCAGUGUUUUGCAGUACAGCUUCUUGGCCAUUUUCGCAAGUCUUUAUUGGUGGGCUCUGUUUGAAGCUCUUUUACUGUUUAUCUUCUGAAACCAGGGCUAAUAUGACUUCCAUUCUCAUUGGCGUUUUUAAAACGGCUAUAAUUCCUGUAGCGACUCUCGUCACUCAUGAGAAAAUUCGUGUGAAGGCUAUCCGGCUAUUUUGGGAGGUAACUUCGAAGGAAAGCUAUUUUAAGAACACGAUCUAAUUGAAGGAACCUACGACACAGAGAUCCGAAGAGCAACGACCUCGAAUGAAUUCCAUAGGCGUCUCUCCUAUUUUCUGCCAGAAUAUCGUCCAAAAAGAGGAGAGAGUUCAACAAAAGCGCUCCACAACAAGUACUGGAAGGAUCUCAACUUCUGAAGUAACCAGAAUGUGA
Caenorhabditis auriculariae is the source of this 1401-nucleotide messenger RNA. The record is from the annotation of a GenBank genome assembly. Lineage: Eukaryota; Metazoa; Nematoda; Chromadorea; Rhabditida; Rhabditidae.